Messenger RNA from Austrofundulus limnaeus, 3299 nucleotides. It is a transcript of the gene tcf12, whose product is annotated as transcription factor 12. NCBI's taxonomy places the organism in Eukaryota, Metazoa, Chordata, Actinopteri, Cyprinodontiformes, Rivulidae. The transcript has 21 exons. Gene Ontology annotation, cellular component: transcription regulator complex; chromatin. Gene Ontology annotation, molecular function: protein dimerization activity; RNA polymerase II cis-regulatory region sequence-specific DNA binding; DNA-binding transcription factor activity, RNA polymerase II-specific. The record is from RefSeq and is a predicted model, not a curated record. Gene Ontology annotation, biological process: regulation of transcription by RNA polymerase II. The coding region runs from base 179 to 2320 and encodes 713 amino acids.
AAGCAAAAAAUGUCUGCCUAAGGGAAACUCGUAACUGAUAUAUAUAGAGGAUAUUUUCCCACUCAUAGGCGCUCAAGCCCACAUUUCGCCUGUUUGAGGGGUGUUGACAGAAAGCGACUCUUCACCAGAUCACCCUAGUCGGGAUUUUAUUCGGAAAACAGGUUUCUAGAUCGCCAGGAUGAAUCCUCAGCAGCGGAUUGCCGCUCUCGGAACAGACAAGGAAUUAAGUGACCUGCUGGAUUUUAGCGCGAUGUUUUCUCCGCCUGUGAGUGGAGGAAAAAACAGGCCUACAACACUUGGAAGCAGUCAAUUCAGUGCAGCAGGUAUGGAUGAGCGGACCACCCAAGCAUCGUGGGCCCCAGGUGGCGAGUCCAGUCCCUCGUAUGAGUCCUCGCGGGGUUUCGCAGACAGCCCUCAUUACAGCGAUCAUUUGAGUGACAGUCAAUUAGUGUCCCAUGAAGGAUUGUCCCCAACACCUUUUAUGAACUCAAACAUAAUGGGUAAAUCAGACAGGCCUUCAUUUCUUGGCUAUGGGAGGGAUCCUGGAGCACCUGGCUGUCCGCCGUCUAUAAGGCCCGACGUUGGGUUAACGAGUCCUAGUUCUGCAGCAUCGGGGAAAUCCUCGGCUCCGUUCUAUUCCUUCAACGCAGCCAAUCCCAGAAGACGUUCUCUACAAGAUCCUCCACCAGUUGAUCCACUACAAACAAAAAAAGUUCGCAAGGUCCCCCCUGGCCUGCCUUCAUCUGUGUACGCACCAUCUCCAAACUCAGAGGACUUCAACAGAGAUUCUCCUUCGUACUCGUCUCCUAAACCCUCCAGCAGUAUGUUUGCAAGCACUUUCUUCGAYGGUACCCACAGUUCAUCUGACCCAUGGAAUCCGUCCAGUGGGAUCAGCCAGCCCGGCUAUGGGGGAAUGCUCCCGGGAUCCUCGGCUCACAUGGCACAGUCAGGAAACUACAGCAGCCUGCACUCACACGACCGUUUGAAUUACCCUGCACACUCCGUCUCUCCGGAUGUCAACGCCAGUCUUCCUCCCAUGUCAAGCUUUCACCGGAGCAACACCAGCACUUCACCAUUUGUUACUGCGGCACACACCUCGUCCGUCGCCUCGGCUGACGGGAUCAUGGUUGCUGCUAAUCGGGGAACGGGAACUGGAAGCUCGCAAACCGGAGACGCACUUGGCAAGGCUUUAGCCUCGAUUUACUCGCCCGACCACACGAGCAGCAGCUUCCCAUCCAAUCCGUCGACACCUGUGGGUUCACCUUCACCUCUGACAGCCACAGCAGGUGCAGCCUCAGCAGGUACAGUCGUGGCUGCAGCYGGCACCCCGUCUGGAAGGCCAGGUACCAACCAGUGGCCUCGUCCAAGUGGACAGACCCCCUCUUCACCAAAUUAUGAGAACUCUCUUCACUCGCUGAAAAACAGAGUUCAUCAGCAGUUACAUGAGCAUCUCCAGGAUGCCAUGUCUUUCUUAAAGGAUGUCUGCGAGUCUCGAAUGGAGGAUCGUCUGGACAGAUUGGAUGAUGCAAUCCUUGUUUUGAGGAACCAUGCAGUGGGCUCCACCGCCGGUCUGCCCAGUGACAUACACAGCCUGCUGGGACAGGCUCAAAACGGGCCAAUAACAGCCAUUGGACCAAACUUUCCUUCCUCUACACUAGUUCCGAGUCGGACUGCAACAAUGCAGGGCGGCGAUGACGCUGCCAGCCUGAGCAACAGCCAUGGAGGCCUGCCCAGCGCCGGCUCCACGUCCAGCACGGAGCUCAACCAUCAGGUGGAGGCAUUCAGAGGUCUCACUCCGGGCCUGCCUGGCCAGGUUCCCUCCACCCUGGAGCUGAAGGUCGAGAAGCAGGAAAAGGACGAUAUGCACGAUAACCUCUCCGAUCGAUCGGAUGACGAGAGCGACAGAAGAGACAUGAAGACACCCAGAACGGGCCCACGCACCAGCAGCAUCACCGAAGACGAGGAUCUGAAUCCAGAGCAGAAGGCUGAGCGUGAGCGCGAGAGGAGGAUGGCCAACAACGCGCGCGAACGCCUGAGGGUCCGAGACAUCAACGAGGCCUUCAAGGAGCUGGGCCGCAUGUGCCAGCUGCACUUGAAAAGCGAGAAGCCUCAGACUAAACUACUCAUCCUGCAUCAGGCUGUGGCCGUCAUUCUCAGCUUGGAGCAGCAAGUCAGAGAGCGGAACCUAAACCCCAAAGCAGCCUGCCUUAAGAGACGGGAGGAGGAGAAAGUGUCCGGCAGCUCCAGUGACGCUCCGCAGGGUCACACGGGAGUCCAUCCGGGCCUGACCGACACAUCUAACCCAAUGGGCCACCUCUGAGCAGCAUACAGAUCGGUGCAACGCUUUUCGUUUCGGUCCUGUUGGAGUUGGUGACCUUGCUUCCCAGUGACAGACAGGACUCACAGUUUGUGACCCCAAUUGGAGGAGACAGACCACUUGAAGCAAAAACUACGAGUCCAACACAAUCCAGUCCUCAGAUUAAAAAAAAAAAAAGAAARAAAGCCAGGCGUCCAGCUUGGAAUUUCCAUCUGCAGAUUUUUCUCCCCACAAGAAAGAAAAGAAAAAGAAACCAACCUCAGCACAUAUCACUGUCUGCAAAGAAGUGUGUUGCUUCUGAACAAUCAGAGACUACGCAAUCUCCUCCAACCCUACGUGGAAAUUGCUUUGUGCCUAAACUGAAUUGACGAAUGCAUUGUAACAGCAGUUUUUUUUUUUUACGUUUGUCAGUUUUUUUCUAUUUAUUAUAUUAUUGAACUAUAAAAUGUACAUCUAAAGGGAAAGGUAGGUGAAUUCAAAGAGAAGCAUGCAGCUUUUUCAGUUCCUCUAUAGUUUGCCAGCAUCACUGAUCAAACUGAGCACUCCUCCCUGCUGAGUCUGGGAAAACAUUUGGGCACUGAGAACAUGAGAUUAAUUUAUUGGACAGUUUAGAGUGAUGGUUUAACCCAAACAAAAAAAACACCCCUUUGUUUUAAAAAGAGAAUAUGUUAUUUAUAUAUUUUAUUCUGCUUUGUGCCGCUGACCACUUGUGCAGCCAAAACUACCUAAUAUUUGUUUCUGUCGUUGAGAUCUGGCCCUGCGUGACUGAGCAGGAUUAGCAUCAAGAUUGUCUAAAAAGRUGACCAAUGAGUGGCAAACUGUAGUUUUACUGAAAGCUCAGAUUUGUUCCCCCCCCCACCCCCGUAGGUAGUGACGUUGAACRUACGGUGAACUUAUUGUUCCCUUUAUCUUCACUGCCUCAUUUUUCCUUUGCCAUAUAGUGUUUAUUACCAGAUUACAUCCUGAUCACAACACAGGGAUU